CGCCACAGUGCUCCACAGUUGUCAACCUAUAAGAGAUAUAGGUUAGAAUUUAGUUUUUAAUUUAAAAUGUCUCAAAAAAAUCCAUUAAUUAAUGAAAUAAACGGUGUUGUAAUAAAAUAUAGCAAUAAAAGGGCUGUUAUUUGCUACGAUAAUGACCUGGUUAUAAAAGAAUUAAAUUAUAAAGAUGUAGGUAUGAUUAGUCAAAGGAUACAAAGUGGUUUAGAUCUGUUUAAAAAUUGUUUUGUUGGGUUAUAUAUGGAUCAAAAUAUUUUUAUACCGUCUAUAAUAAUAGGGUUACAAAGCCUACAAUGUCCUUUUACAUUUCUUAAUGCAACAAACACAGAGAAUUUUAAAAACAUGGACGUUAUUGUUACUUUAAAUAAAGAAUUUGAUAAUUCGUAUUAUUUAUUCAAUAAAAAAAUUGAUUUAAUCUGGGAUUAUAAAUUAAAUGCAUAUAUAUCGAAAGAUUUUAGAGUACGCAACAAGAGAGGAUUUAUUGAAAAAAUUAAUUAUGUUGUUGAAACGUCAGGGACAACUGGUCCAUCCAAGCAAAUUUGGGUUGAACAUUACUGUAUUUAUUCGAAUAUUAGAGAUUUAAGAAGAAAACUAAAUAUCAGCCAUGAAGAUGCAAUUUAUUACCAAACUAAUAUAACGUUCGAUCCUUCAAUGAUUGAAUUAUAUUUAUCAUUAACCACCGGAGCUUCUUUAUUAAUAAUCUCAAAUCCAUUAAAACGGGAUUUUUCGAAAUUAUUUCAGAUAUUAUUUAAAACUGGAUCAAUAACUUUUUUGCAAAUGUGCCCUUCAACGUUUUUGCAAUGGUCUCAAGAGGAAAUCAACUAUAUUUUGAAUAAAUCCCGUUUAAAAGUUUUGCUUUUGGGUGGGGAAGAUUUUCCUAAAUCUUUAUUGACUAUGGUUAAAAAUAAAAACACGAAGAUUUUUAAUAUUUAUGGAAUAACCGAAGUUUCUUGUUGGGCUUCUAUUGAAGAAAUUAAUUUUGAUCGAGAAAUUUCUUUGGGGGAAACUUUAAACGAUAUUUCAUUUGAGGUUAGAAAUGAAAAUGGUAUUAAAAUUGAUGAAGGGGAAGGAGAAUUGUGUAUCGGAAGUUCUAAACGAAUAUGUUAUUUGAAUAAGGAUGAGAAAAUAUCUUUACCUUUGUUUAGGAGAACGGGCGAUUUAGUGUCGAUUAAAAAUGGAAAAAUUAUUUAUAAAUGUCGGUUGGAUUCUGUUUUUAAAAGAUUUGGAAUAAAAAUUAAUUUAAAUCAAAUUGAAAAAGAGAUUUUUAAAUUAAUUAACCUCGAAAAUAUAAUGGUUUAUUUAGAAGAAAAAUCAAAAUUAAUUUUAUUCGUGAAAUUGAAUGAAAUUGAUGAAUCGCUUAUGGAAAAAUCUUGCGACAAAAUACGAGUUCAAUUAUUGCAUGGAUUAAAACAAGAAUAUUUCCCCGAUCUCAUCAAAGGUUUAUCAAAGAUUCCUUUAACGAAAAAUGGAAAAGUGGAUAAAGAGUAUUUAAAAAAAUUCGUUGAUGUUGUAAUUAAGAAAAACAAAAAUUUAAGCAAUGAAUUAGAUAUUUUUAAAACACUCUGGGUAAAAUAUUUACCACAAAAUUACGAUUUUAAUGAUAAAACUUUUUACGAAUUAGGUGGUUCCUCCAUUUUAAGACUUCAAUUUACAAACGAAUUUAAACAACUAAUUCAUAAAAAAAAUCAACUACCAACUCAAUUUUUUGAUUACAUAUUUUCCAAUAGUUACGGUAAAGUAAUCAAUUUUAUCGAAAAUCAUCAAUUUGAUAAAUCGUUGAAAAACCCUAUGAAAAAAUUGAAAACUCUCCAUCACAAUUAUCAUCAAUUAAUCAUUAAAUGGAGUUAUGACCUCAAAGGAUGUGUGGAUUCAACUCCUUGCAUAAAUAAAUCGAAAAAUUUAAUAUCAAUUGGAUCAUUUUCAAACAAUUUUGCAACGUUAAAUUUAACAACUGGUAAAGAAUUAUUUAAAAUAAGCCUACCAAAUGCAUUAGAAAGCAGUUCUAUCAUCACCAAUUCCGGAAAUUUGGUCAUAAUUGGUUGUUAUGAUGGUUGUUUAUAUUCAAUGGAUAUGGAAAAUAAAAAAAUUUUAUGGUGUUUUCGAACUGAGGACAAAAUAAAAAAUAAACCUGUUUUUAUUAGAAAUGAAGAGAUGGUCGUUUUUGGGUCUUAUGAUAAACAUUUGUACUGUUUAGAAACAAAAAGUGGUGAUGUAAUAUGGAAAAUAUUGUUGAAAUCUCCGAUAACCGCUGAUUGUUUGUGUUUAAAAGAAUUUAAUUUACUAUUUAUAGCGACGAUAAAUGGAAAAUGCAAUUUAGUUGAUUUUAACGGAAUAAUAUUAAAACAAAUUAAUUUGGGGAAUCCAAUUUUUAGUUCACCAUGUUUAUUUAAUCUCAAUCAAAUUAUUAUCGCAACGGUUCAAGAAGGAAUUUAUUGUUUAAAUCAUCGAAAUGAUCUUGAGAUUUUGUGGGCUCACAAAUUAAAUACAAACAUUUAUUCAUCAUUAACAACAAUUAAAAAUUUAAUUUUUUUCACUUCCCAUGAUGGUUUUUUAUAUUCGUUAGAAAUAAUGAAUAAUUCAUCUCGUUUAAAAUUUAAGAUUCAACUAGAUUCACCAAGUUCUUCGAGCGUAGCAAUUAAAGAACAUUUAAAUGAAAUUUAUUUAAUCACCGCGUCAAUAGAUGGAGCUAUUUACGUAAUUGAUUUUUACCAAGAAAGUAUUUUAAUUAAAUAUUCGUUGAAAGCGGAAAUUUUUUCGUCUCCGAUUAUUUAUCAGUGCAAAGAAACUAAUAAUCUUUCAUUCCUUAUUGGUUGUCGUGAUAAUAAAUUAUAUUGUAUUGAAUUAAUAAUAAAUGGACAAAAAUGUAAUUAAAAAAUGUUUGUUUGUCAUGAA
Molecule: messenger RNA, 2907 nt
Organism: Onthophagus taurus
Lineage: Eukaryota; Metazoa; Arthropoda; Insecta; Coleoptera; Scarabaeidae
Gene: Aasdh
Product: Aminoadipate-semialdehyde dehydrogenase
Biological process (GO): amino acid activation for nonribosomal peptide biosynthetic process
Molecular function (GO): protein binding
Source: RefSeq, a predicted model, not a curated record